Molecule: messenger RNA, 1846 nt
Organism: Brassicogethes aeneus
Lineage: Eukaryota; Metazoa; Arthropoda; Insecta; Coleoptera; Nitidulidae
Source: the annotation of a GenBank genome assembly
AAAUGACUCAAGGGAUGAGUUGAACUCAGAUUCUCUUGAUUGAGACCCUUGAUCAUAUUAAAUAAAUUUUAAAACAUAAUGAGCUGGCCAAAUAGCUUGUAAAUAAGCUAAAGGCCAUUACCCCUGAAUACUGCUUUUGUGUUCAGAUUGAAGAAGAAGAAGAAGAAGUAUGCAUGUAGUGGGUGUGUGAAUCCCCAUAAACGUUCUGUAAAUACUUAAAUGUUUAGCUUUGUCAACAAGCACUCGUAUCUAAACGAUUUAGCAAGUUCGUAGACAACUAGCAAACGUUUGCUAAUUAUAUUAAUAUAACAACCCUUUGUCAACAACUAGGAUUAGGAUUAGAGGCAGAAAACAAAUUUCCCAUAUCAAAUCAAACUUUCAACAAUGGCGGAAGAGAAAAAAAGCAAUAACGAAUUAAAAAACUUUACAGAUGAUCUUUUAUUAAACAAAAUUUUGCAAUGUGCUUCCUGCGAGGAUGUGUUAAACUCGCCUGUGAAAAUGGUGGAUGGUGUAGGAGACGUAUGCAAUGAUUGCUAUCAAACAAAAUAUUCAAACCAAGCUACCAUAUCUUUUAUAAAUUCUAAAAUAGAUUACAUAAUCUCCAAAUUGGAAAUACCUUGUAAAUUUACUUCAGAAGGAUGUUCCGAAAUUCUUCCACAUGCUAAAUACUUGUUACAUGUGAAAGAUUGUAUGUAUCAAGCAAAACCGUGUCCGAUAAAAAGUUGUAUUUGGCAAGAUAAUAAUUUUAAAAUAAAUGAGCAUUUUAAGGAAUGUCAUGCUGAUAAUGUAAUAAAAAUUGAUUCUGAUAUGUUUUCUGUUAUCUGCAAAGAAAAUCAGAAGGAAUUAAUUAAUUUGAUAAUAAUAAAUGAUGAGUCUUUAAUGUUAAAACUUAAAAUAGAUAGUGGAAAAUUAUUUUAUAUGCUAUGCACAACAAAUAAAACACAAAAACAUACAAAAUAUUCUGUAGAAAUUGAUACAGUAGUAGGAAGGGUAUCAAAUAACAGCAAACUAUGUUCUUACAAUAACAUUUAUGGCAGUGUAAGUCCAGACAAUGGUUUGAAUUUGUUAGAAUUGUUAUGCACAAGCGAAAUUAAGGUAACCUUUAUCCUGAAAAAUACUAAUAUAAGCGGAAAAGGUUUGACAGAAUACUUGGAAUGUCAAGUUUGCAAAACAUUGAUGAGACCACCAAUACAUAAUUGUGAAAUGGGACAUAGUAUUUGUGGUGCAUGCAAAACCAGAGUAACUCAAUGCCCUUCUUGUAGAAGUUCUUAUUCAUCAAAUUCCAAAAACUAUUCUUUGGAAGGAAUUUGCAAGUAUGUGGAAUAUUCUUGCAAAUAUGACGAUAAAGGGUGCGUCCAAAAAGGAUUUUUGAAUGAAAUUAUUCAACAUGAAGAAGUCUGUUCUUUAAAAGAUAAAUAAUUCGCGGCAUUUUUAUCAUUACUUUGCAAAAAGAAGUACUUACAUUCAUCUAAUUCAAAAAACUAUUCUUUGAAAGAAAUUUACAAGUUUGCAGUCUGUUCUUUAAGAUGAGUAUGAAGAUGAAGAAAAAACGUCCUUUUCAAACCUCGCCAUUUUAAAAAUGUCAUUUUUUAUUUUAAAGAAUAACAUUUUGCUUUGCUUUUUCGUAAAACUUGUUAUUUUGCCAUUUGUUUAGUAUAAUUACUUAUUAUGAUUUUUACUUUAUUUUAAAGUUUGUUUUGUUAGAUUUAGUUAUUUUGUUAUUGGAAAUAUUUUGAAGGAAAGGGAAAAUUUGUGAAUUUAUCACUUUUAAAAUAUAUUAAAAAGUGAUAUUUUUAAUCUUUCUUCCAGAAGUACUAUUCAUCUAAUUCCAAAAACUAACUUUUGA